Molecule: messenger RNA, 4509 nt
Organism: Ustilaginoidea virens
Lineage: Eukaryota; Fungi; Ascomycota; Sordariomycetes; Hypocreales; Clavicipitaceae
Exons: 2
Coding region: 1-4509 (1502 amino acids)
Biological process (GO): mitotic chromosome condensation
Cellular component (GO): chromosome
Molecular function (GO): ATP hydrolysis activity; protein binding; ATP binding
Source: RefSeq, a predicted model, not a curated record
AUGCCAGCCGCGGCUCCAUCACGGCCGACCAGACGCGCCGUAAACAGGCGGCCGGCCGUUAUCGAUUCCGACGACGAAGAUGAGGUCGGCAACACCACCAAGACACGGUAUGACGACGAGGCCGAAUACACUCCUGAAGCCUCGCGAACAAGCGCAAGACAGACGCGCAGUGGGCGACUCUCGGCUCCGCCACCCUCCGCUCCCGCACCAGCUGCUGCCCGACGCUCGCGCACCAAGAAGAUCUCCAACGUGGCAGCAGGUGAGCCAGAUGAUGAACUGGAUAGGGAGCUGCAACAAUGUCAGGCUCUUGAUGCCGACAAGACGAUGCAGCAGCACGAUGCGCAGACGCCCCCAAAGAAGGCUCUGUCGAGAGGGCAGAGGAGCACGGCUUCUUCUCGACCCUCGAUAACCCCCGCCGAGGACUUGGCGCCUCCAGCGCCGAAGCAGCCCGAGUCUCCUGAAGCGGUGCAGCAGCUGCACAGCGUUCCCCUGGCCGAUAUCACCGCUCCCAGCGUGAAUGCGACUCACAACGCAAACGAGGCGCAAGCCACCGUCAAGCCCAUAAGACCUUUCGAUACAAUCAUGGAAAGGCCCUCGGACAUUGUGCUCAAGUCUCGCACCAUGACGGCGAUGCCCUUUGUGCAGGAAGCCGCACCAAAGUCUCGAAUCGUCCUGACGCACUUGAUUUUGAACAAUUUCAAGAGCUACGCCGGUCGUCAGGAGGUUGGUCCUUUCCACGCCUCGUUCUCGUCAGUUGUUGGCCCCAACGGCUCCGGCAAAUCCAACGUCAUUGAUUCUCUGCUCUUCGUCUUUGGCUUCAGAGCCAGCAAGAUGCGUCAGAGCAAGAUCUCUGCUCUCAUCCACAACUCUGCCCAGCACCCAAAUCUAGAAUCCUGCGAGGUUGAGGUCCACUUCCAAGAGGUUAUCGACAAGGCAGACGGCCACGACGUCAUUCCCGACUCGACGUUGAUCAUCUCGAGAAAAGCAUUCCGCAACAAUACGAGCAAAUACUACGUCAACGGCAAGGCGUCCGACUUCACAACUGUCACCACAUUGCUCAAGAGCCAAGGGGUUGAUCUGGACCACAAACGAUUCCUAAUCUUGCAGGGAGAAGUCGAGUCUAUCGCUCAGAUGAAACCCAAGGCGCCCAAUGAGCACGAAGACGGCCUCCUCGAAUACCUCGAAGACAUUAUCGGAACAUCCAAAUACAAGGCCCCAAUCGAAGAGUCUGCGACUGAAGUCGAGACGCUGAACGAUGUCUGCAUGGAAAAGAGCGGCCGUGUUCAGCACGUUGAAAGAGAAAAGCAGAGCCUUGAAGACAAAAAGGACAAGGCGCUCGCUUUUGUUCGCUAUGAGAAUGAGCUGGUCAUGAAGCAAUCCGCUCUGUACCAGCUGUUUCUUCACGAAUGCAGGGGCAAUAUUGCCGUCACAGAGGAAGCCAUCAGCCAGAUGCAGGCGCAGCUGGAUGAAGAGCUCGAGAAGCAUCAGGGCAGCGAGCAAUUUAUCAAGGAUCUGGAGAAGCAAUACGCCAAGGGCAGUAAGGAUGUAGAAGCACACGAGAAACACGCCCAGGGACUAGUAAAGGACCUCGCCAAGUUUGAACAAGAGCGUGUCAAGUUUGACGAAAAGCGCAAGUUUCUCAUAGACAAGAAAAAGAAACUCCAGAGAACGAUAGACAACGCUCAACAUGCGACGAAUGACGCUAUAGAGACUAUCGAGGAGAGCAACCGAGACAUUGAGGCGCGCACGCAAGAGGCCGUGGACUUGGAGAAGCAGGUCACGGCCGAGGAGGCUGAGCUUGCCAAAAUCCGAGACAGCCUGAAAGGCAAGACGCAAGCCUUCUCCGACAAGAUUGCAGCCAAGCAAAAAUCGCUCGAGCCAUGGGUGGAAAAGAUCAACCAGAAACAGUCUGCCAUCGCUGUUGCAGAAAGCGAGAUGACCAUACUCAAGGAAAAGGCGAAUGCUGGCGCCGUCGCUAUCCAAGAGCUAGAGAGCAAGGCUGUCACCAUUGAAGGAGACAAAGACGCCAAGAUGAAGGAGCUCAAGGCAUGUGAAGCCGAGAGGAAGAAGCUCGAGGAGGAGGCAGAGAAGAUGUCCUCCGAACUAGCGAUACUCGCUGAGCAGGAGCCCAAGAUGCGGGCCAAAAUCUCCAACACGCGGCAGAAAGCCGACGAAGCCCGUUCCAACCUGGCGAGCACGCAAUCCCGAGGCAACGUCUUGACGGCGCUGAUGCGGAUGAAGGAGUCUGGCCGCAUCGACGGCUUUCAUGGACGUUUGGGGAAUCUCGGAACCAUUGAUCAAAAGUACGACGUGGCCGUGUCGACGGCUUGUUCCGCUCUGGACAACUUCGUCACUGAGACGGUCGAGUCGGGUCAGCAAUGCAUCGAGUACCUCAGGAAAAAUAGCCUGGGCCGCGGCAAUUUCAUCUGCCUGGAUAAGUUGAGGCCACGAGACCUGUCUCCCAUGCAGACACCAGAGAAUGCACCGCGACUCUUCGACCUCGUCAAGUCCAACGACAAGUUCAGGCCCGCGUUCUACCAUGCCAUGCAGGAUACGCUGGUUGCCAAAGACCUUGCGCAGGCUAACCGUAUCGCUUACGGUGCCAAGCGAUGGCGGGUUGUGACGCUGGCUGGCGAGCUUAUUGACAAGUCGGGCACAAUGUCGGGUGGCGGCUCGACGGUCAGGAAGGGCCUCAUGUCUUCAAGGGUUGUUGACGACGUCACCAAGGAGCACGUGGCAAAACUGGAGGAGGACCGCGACGCUUGGGAAGCAAAGUUUCAGGAAUUCCAGGACUAUCAGCGCGAAUGCGAGGGCAAGCUGAAAGACGUCAAGGAGAAGAUUCCCCAGGUCGAAACCAAGAUGCAAAAGAUCCGUCUCGAUAUCGAGAGCGCUACUCGCACCCUAUCGGAUGUCAAGAAGCGGAUGAAGGAAGUCAAUCAGGAACAUCAGCCGUCCGCAUCUGACUCGACGCGUGUUUCGGCCCUGCAGAAGGAAACUGGCAAGCUCAAUGCCGAGAUUGAGCAGCUGCGCAGUGAAACCGCCAGCGUCGAGGAAGAAAUCAAGGCGCUGCAGGAUAAGAUCAUGGAGGCUGGUGGAGAGAAGCUGCGGAGCCAGCGAGCCAAGGUCGACGACCUCAAAGAGAGAAUCAACACCAAUAACGAGGAAAUGUCGAAUGCUGAAGUCCGCAGAGUCAAGGCCGAGAAGCAAAGCGUGAAGCUCGGCAAGGACAUUGCCAAAGCUAGCGCGGACCUUGAGGCCGCUACGCAAGACCUUGAGAAGCUUGAAGACGACAUUAACAACCAGGGCGAAAGGGCAGCGGAGCUUCGAGCUCAGGCAAAGGAGGCGGAGGCGGAAGUGGGAUCCAGAAGAGAGGAGCUUGGAGCGUUUAAGAAGGAGCUCGAUGCUAAGACGGCGGAGCUGAACAAGAGCCGAGCCGUGGAGAUCGAGAUGCGAAACAAGCUGGAAGAAAACCACAAGACCUUGGUUGAAAACGAGAAGCGAUACCGGUACUGGGACGAAAAACUCUCCAAGCUCGUCUUGCAAAACAUUGAAGACCUGAUUGGCGUUUCCGGCUCUGCUGGGCAACCUGCGAAGACGAUGAGAGCGAAGCCUGACCAGGGGCACGAUGCCGAGUCGGACAAUGACGGCAGUCAAGACGCGGAAAUGGCCGAGCCGGACGCGGAAGCAGAAGAUGUCAGCAUGACCGAGGCCGCGGGGGAGCGCUCAAACGACCCUCUGUAUGAGCUACCGCAACACACUCCCGACGAGCUCGCUGGUAUGAGCAAGGAAACUCUCAAGGGCGAAAUCGCCGCGUUGGAAGAGAAGACGGAAAACGUCAGUGUCGACCUCGGCGUCCUUGCAGAGUACCGCCGCAGAGUGGAGGAGCACGCGGCCCGUUCAUCAGACUUGCAGGCAGCAAUCAACCAACGCGACGCAGCCAAGAGGCGAUGCGAUGAACUCCGCAGACUACGACUAGAAGGCUUCAUGCAGGGGUUCAGCGCCAUCUCCCUUCGUCUCAAGGAGAUGUACCAGAUGAUCACGAUGGGCGGCAACGCCGAGCUGGAACUCGUCGACAGCCUGGAUCCGUUCAGCGAGGGCAUCUUGUUCAGCGUGAUGCCGCCCAAGAAGAGCUGGAAGAACAUUGGGAACCUUUCGGGCGGCGAGAAAACGCUGAGCAGUCUGGCCCUGGUGUUUGCCUUGCAUCAUUACAAGCCAACGCCUCUCUACGUCAUGGACGAGAUUGAUGCCGCCCUGGAUUUCAGAAACGUCUCCAUCGUUGCCAACUACAUCAAGGAGCGCACCAAGAACGCCCAAUUCAUUGUCAUUUCUCUGCGAAACAACAUGUUUGAGCUCGCGGCCCGCUUGGUGGGCAUCUACAAGGUCAACCAGAUGACCAAGAGCGUGACGAUUGAGAAUAGGGACUACAUCAACAGGCCGAAGCCGCCGCCGGCAUCGUCGCAACGGCCGCAAACGGGGACUGGCUUCACCACGACUCUGGCAAUCAGAUAG